CUAAUGGUGGGAGAAGAGGCCAGCGAGUGUCGCUCCAUGCUGGAAAUGUCCUACCCCAUGGAGAAUGGCAUGGUGCGCUGCUGGGAGGAUAUGCUCCACCUGUGGGACUACACCUUUGGCCCAGAAUGCCUGGACAUCAACCCAAAAGAAUGCAAGAUCCUACUGACUGAGCCGCCCAUGAACCCAACCAAAAACCGCGAGAAAAUCGCUGAAAUCAUGUUUGAGAAGUAUCAGUUCUACGGCAUCUACGUGGCCAUCCAGGCCGUGCUCACUCUGUACGCUCAGGGUUUGCUUACUGGUGUUGUAGUUGACUCAGGAGACGGCGUCACCCACAUCUGUCCAGUGUACGAGGGCUUCUCUUUGCCCCACCUUACACGCAGGCUGGACAUCGCAGGACGUGAUGUCACACGCUACCUCAUUAAGCUCCUGCUGCUUCGCGGCUACGCCUUCAACCACACUGCUGACUUUGAGACUGUGCGCAUGCUGAAGGAGAAGCUCUGCUAUGUGGCAUACAACAUUGAGCAAGAGCAGCAUUUGGCCACAGAGACCACUUACCUGGUGGAGACAUUCACGGUACGUUGGAGCAAGCUUUAA
This is a messenger RNA of Pundamilia nyererei, 594 nucleotides long. Its product is annotated as actin-related protein 2. The transcript is spliced from 4 exons. Lineage: Eukaryota; Metazoa; Chordata; Actinopteri; Cichliformes; Cichlidae. The record is from RefSeq and is a predicted model, not a curated record. The coding region runs from base 4 to 594 and encodes 196 amino acids.